UUUUGACAAAAAUUCUUAAGUACUCUGGUUAACUUAUUUCCUCCUCCUUUUUAUAUCAUUUUCAGAUUUUUCUUCUCUGUAUUAUCAGAAUCCUUCAAAAAUCUUCUCUGAAGUAUUUUUCAAGAAUAAAUUUCCUUUGAAAAUAAGUUUACUAUUGUAAAUAAAUAAUCUAAAUGUUUUUGCUAUUAUGGAACAAAUUAUUAUCUGAGGCUGGAACCCUAUUAUAUUUGAACGUGUAAUGAGCCCUCAGAUUGCCAAAAGUUGAUUGUAUAUUAUCGACUAAGAGUUUGCCAGAAAUACUUUAAUUUUGUCAUUUCGAUUUUGGGUAUCUGGGAUGGCUGAAUUUGAACAGAGAUUUAGGCAGACAUGGAGCAGGGAAACUUCAGCCCUCUUUUUCACAUGAUCUUUUAGAAUGAUAAGCAUGCUCCUUUACUAUUUCAAAGUCAGCUUUAUUAGCCUUGCCUUUAUUGCUCUUCAGAGAAUUUAAAAAUUGCUUGGUUAUCUUCGGAAUUUGUGGCUAACACUCAUCUUCAGAUAAAAGCUGGUCUUCAUCAGCCCAGAUGUCUUGGUUA
Messenger RNA from Moneuplotes crassus, 572 nucleotides. Lineage: Eukaryota; Ciliophora; Spirotrichea; Euplotida; Euplotidae. The record is from the annotation of a GenBank genome assembly.